AUGGGUGAGCUCUGCGCACUCAUGGGACCCUCGGGUGCAGGCAAGACCUCCCUGCUGAAUGUCCUGGCGGGCCGCAUCAGGACCAACCGGAGGCAACGGGUAGAUGGCGACAUCACGCUGGACGGGCAGCCCAUCACGGGAGCCAAUCUGCGAAAGCGAGUUGCCUAUGUCAUGCAGCAGGACAUCCUGUGCCCGACGCAAACUGUGCGGGAGUCGCUGAUGUUUUCCGCGAACCUCCGGCUACCGCGGUCGUUUUCGGCCAAGGAGAAGGGCGGUAUGGUGGACCAGAUGAUCACCGAGCUUGGGCUGGCCCAUCUCGCCGCGAAGUGCGCGAACACGUACAUCGGACGCCCGGCGGCACGAGAGCGGGGGAGCGUCUGCCCCUUGUCGGAACUUGCAGGGGAUGACCUCAUCCGUGGCAUCUCCGGUGGAGAGAAGAAGCGCACCUGCGUGGCGAUCGAGCUGAUCGUGCAGCCGAAGCUCGUGUUCCUGGACGAGCCGACGACCGGCCUGGACUCCUUCGCUGCGCAGACCGUGAUCCAGAAGCUGAGGACUUUGUCCUCGCGGGAAGGCUGCAAUGUACUUUGCACGAUCCAUCAGCCGUCCUCGGAGGUCUUCCACCUCUUCAACAAGGUGAUGCUGAUCCACUCAGGAGCUGGGCAGCCAUGUCCUGCGGAGUACAACCUCGCCGACCACGUAAUGUUCCUCCUACAGAGGGAGUCGGAGUCGUCGCUGCAACUUAUCCAGAGCAGCUUUACAUCGAAAUCCCAGGAGUCAGAGGACGACGAGCCUGUCACGACCGUGACCCGGCUCCCCAGAACUAGGGUCCUGGGUCUGGGUGGCUCGGUGGGUGUUGAGGGCGGCAUUGGGGAGAAGAGCCGGAUCAUCGCGAAGGGAAAGACUGCAGGCUUCUGCUGGCAGCUGUGGGCGCUGACGAAGCGCGAGGCCCAGGGUGUGUGGCGCAAUGUUCCCGGGCUCAUCGCGUCGUUAGUCAUGCCUGCCCUGCUCAACGUGUUGUUUGCCCUGAUCUUCUUCCAGGUCGGGGACGUGACGGCGUCAGGUUACACCGCGAUGGCACACUUUGGCGGCCUCUUCCAGGUAGCCAUUGGCGGCAUUUUCGGCAUUGCCCAGCCGCUUCUCCUCCGAUUCCCACUGGAUCGGGGAAUCUUCUUGCGUGAGUACGCGACGCAAACCUAUGGUGCCGUGCCUUACUUCCUCUCCAAGACCUUGGUCGAACUGCCGCAGUCGCUCCUGAACGCGACGAUCUCCUGGGCCAGCACCUACUGGAUCAUGGGCCUCCACGGCAACUUUCUGUUCUUCGUCCUCAUCUUCUGGCUCACCGGCACGGCAGCCGCGUCCACAGCGCUGCUCGUGGGCUCGUUGGCCACCAACGCGGAGGCGGCGUUUAUAGUUGCGCUGCACGGUUGUGGGGUGGUUGGGUUGUAG
Molecule: messenger RNA, 1446 nt
Organism: Symbiodinium natans
Lineage: Eukaryota; Dinophyceae; Suessiales; Symbiodiniaceae
Source: the annotation of a GenBank genome assembly